GCUCCUAUUUAUUUCAAAAACGCGAAUGCCUUCUCCGAUUCGUGUACCAAUAGCAAUGCUCGCCACGUUCCGCGCGCAGACAUCCUUGAAGCCCCACGGCGGCCUGUUCAGACUUCUCCUCUCGACAAAUCCGCCGCCCAACAGGCAUUCUGUUAUGCUUUCUCCGUCGUGGGUUCCAUCCAUUCCGUCCGGUAGAACCACCACUACCACGACCAGCAGUGGCAAAGAGAGAGUUUAUUCCUCAGCAAGAGUACAGAACAUGUCUUCUUCUUCUUCCGUAAAAAGUGUUGUGGUUCCAACAAUGGCUAAUGAGGAUCGCCACGUCGAUGGAGGAGUGAAGGAAGAGAUCAAAUUGUUAAAUGCAACAGAGGAUUGGUUUGGGGGAUUGACUGUGGUAGCGAGUGAGCAUACGCAAGUUGCGGAUUUCAUGCCUCGACUGAGACAUUCCAUCUCCAAAUGGAAGGAACAGGGAAGGAGAGGACUUUGGAUAAAGUUGCCAAUUAACCAGUCUCACCUAGUGGAUCCAGUAGUUAAGGAAGGGUUUAGGUUUCACCAUGCUGAAUCUGAUUAUGUGAUGCUUGUGCGUUGGCUGCCUGAAGACGAACCUGAUACUCUUCCAGUCAACGCCUCUCAUCGAGUUGGUAUUGGGGCACUUGUGCUUAACGAAAACAAAGAGGUAUUGGUAGUCAUGGAGAAGAAUGGAGGUUUCAAAGGCACAGGGUUCUGGAAGAUGCCAACUGGUGUAGUUGAUGAGGGUGAAGACAUCUAUGCAGCUGCAGUAAGAGAAGUGAAAGAAGAAACGGGAAUUGAUGCCGAAUUUGUCGAAAUUUUAGCAUUCAGGCAAAGUCACAAGUCGUUCUUCAGCAAAUCAGACAUGUUUUUUGUCUGUAUGAUGCGUCCACUUUCUUCAAACAUCACUGCUCAGGAAUCAGAGAUUGCUGCAUCUAAGGUGAGUGGUUCUUCCAACUUUGUCUAAUAUGCUUUGUUAACGGUUAGAAACAAAGUUUCUAACGGGUUUGGGAUUAGGGAAUUAGCUAGAUCAAUUAGGAAUUGAUCUGGCUAGGGAUUGGGAAUUGAAGAAUUGAGACAGAGAGGGGAAAGGGGAGCAGCUGCUGCUGCCGAAUUUGGGAGGGGAAGAGGGGAAGAGAAAUGCAGGAAGAGGGAGAAGAGAGAGUAGGUUUAGUUUUUUGAUAUUUUAUUCCUUAAUGCAAAAAUAACUCCCUACUGCAGAUUAUAUAAUCCGCAUAAUUCCUAUUUCCUACCCAAACAAUAAAACAUAACAAUCGAC
Messenger RNA from Linum trigynum, 1288 nucleotides. The record is from the annotation of a GenBank genome assembly. NCBI's taxonomy places the organism in Eukaryota, Viridiplantae, Streptophyta, Magnoliopsida, Malpighiales, Linaceae.